AUGCCUAAAUUGUCUCACACAAUUGUUCUUGCACUGAUUGCAACAUUGCAUACGUGCAAUGCGGCAUUCUAUAACGUGGUAAACUUUGGAGCGAAGGGCGAUGGGGUGACGGACUCGUCAUCGGCCUUCCUCAAGGCUUGGGCGGCCGCCUGCAGCUCGGUUGAGCAAUCCACCAUCUACGUCCCCAAGGGGACGUUCUUGGUGAACUCGAUAGUGUUUAGCGGAGCUUGCAAGAGUAAAAUGCAGCUCCGAAUAUAUGGAGCUCUUGUAGCUCCAUAUGAUUACAAGUCUUUCCUCUCUGAUCAAGCUUGGAUAACAUUCGAAUAUGUAAAUGGAGUAUCAGUUGUUGGCGGCGAUAUUGAUGCAAGAGGCUCAAGUUAUUGGGCAUGUAAAAAAAGUGGAGCCAAUUGCCCCUUUGGAGCAAGGUCGUUCUCGUUCCAAACUUGCAACGAUGUGGAAAUCAAUGGUUUGACAUCGCAUAACAGCCACGCAGUCCAUGUUUUUAUUAAUGGAUGCAACAACAUGAGAAUUCAAGAUUUGACAAUUGUGGCUCCCGGUGAUAGCCCCAACACUGACGGCAUCCACAUCGGGAAUUCGAAUAAUAUUAGUGUCAGGCAUGCUAAUAUUGCCACCGGCGACGACUGUAUCUCCAUUGGCCCCGGCACCAGCCAAAUGUACAUGGACAACAUUGUUUGCGGCCCUGGCCAUGGCAUUAGCAUUGGAAGUAUGGGAGGCAAUCCAGGCGAAGGCGGAGUGGAACACAUUGUCGUAAACAACUCUAUCUUCACAAGAACAGAAAACGGAGUUCGGAUUAAAACAUGGGCUAAACCAUUCAAUGGAUACGCAAGAGACAUCAUGUUUGAAAAUUUGCAAAUGCAAAAUGUUUCCAACCCUAUAAUCAUUGAUCAAGAGUAUUGCCCAGAGAGGAAUUGUCCAAAUGGGAACUCCGGGGUGAAACUGAGCGACGUUUCGUUCUACAACAUCACAGGCACAUCGUGGACUCAAGAUGCGUUGGUGUUGAUUUGCAGUUGGACGAAGCCGUGUGAACGUAUAUAUCUGCAAGAUAUUCAUCUAAAUUACAUCAAUGCAUUGCCUAUCAAACAGCAUGCAGCUUCACAUUGUGAAAAUGCAGGAGUCAUUUCGAAUGGUGUUGUAAUUCCAAAUUGCUAA
Molecule: messenger RNA, 1170 nt
Organism: Salvia splendens (bonfire salvia)
Lineage: Eukaryota; Viridiplantae; Streptophyta; Magnoliopsida; Lamiales; Lamiaceae
Product: polygalacturonase
Exons: 4
Coding region: 1-1170 (389 amino acids)
Biological process (GO): carbohydrate metabolic process
Molecular function (GO): polygalacturonase activity
Source: RefSeq, a predicted model, not a curated record